Messenger RNA from Salvelinus namaycush (lake trout), 372 nucleotides. Its product is annotated as cytochrome c oxidase subunit NDUFA4-like. Lineage: Eukaryota; Metazoa; Chordata; Actinopteri; Salmoniformes; Salmonidae. Bases 1 to 372 code for a protein of 123 amino acids. The record is from RefSeq and is a predicted model, not a curated record. The transcript has 2 exons.
AUGGCGACCCACAUGGGGACGCCAUCCAUGUCACUUCGGCACGGCUUCAGGUGUGUUACUGAAGCUACUGUCACUGUGGAUGAGUUUCUGGUCACCGUAGGAGAGAAGCCUAGGAACAGUGGGUUCCUGAGCACAGUUAGCGGGCAACUUAAAAGCCACCCAGCACUGGUCCCCCUUUUCAUCUUCAUCGGUGGUGGGAUGGUUAUGUCUGGAGCGUAUCUCUUGCGCCUGGCAAUGGGACCCCAUGUCAGUUGGAAUCGCAAUGGCAACCCCGAGCCAUGUAACAAGACGGAACCCACACAGCAGCACAAGUUUUACUCAGUGAACAUGGACUACAGCAAGCUGAAGAACACAUUAAUUAAUUUUGAUUAA